AUUGCAAGGACUUUUACCAUGCUGUCCAACUCUAUAAAGCUCUUAAAUUUCAUGAUGCAGAGAAUCAAAUUUGACAAUCCAUUUGUCUAUCUCUCUCUCUCUCUCUCUCUUCAUCUCUCUCUCUCUCUCUCUCUCUCUCUCUCUCUCUCUCUCUCUCUCUCAUGGCUUCUUGUUGUGUUCCUGAUGUGUGGGGAUGGAUCAGAAGCCUCCCACCAAUCAACCAAUGGAAGACAAAUGCUCUCUCUAUUCAUAUUUGCACAUCUCACUUAACUAGCCAGUCUCUUGAUCUUUUAGUCACCAAAAACCUCCAAAAUCAAACCCCACAAAUUAGUUUCACCAUUUGUUUAGAUUUCAAUCUGCCCAUCUCUCUUUGGACUAGCAGUUCUUUCCAACCAAGUGAUAUGUAUGGCCUUGACGAAGAUACAAUUCGUCGAUUCUUCUUCGAUAUCGUCAAAGGGGUCCUCAAAUAUGGGCCUAAUAACAAGUUUCCUUAUAGAGAGCCAGAAAUACAAAUUUCUCAAGAUUUUUCUGAUAUCUUCAAUCUAGCAUUCACCACUCUUUCUCUACUAGUUUGCAUAUAUGAAGCUCCUCCGCACUUGCGUCGUGAAUUUAUCGACACAUUGAGGGUGCAGUUGGUGAGUUCCAGAUUGAGAGCGGCAUCGAAGCCAUUGAUGCGAUUUCUUGGGUCGAAUCUAGAGGAGCAAUGGAUGAGAUCGGUGAACCUUGGGAUCACCAAUUGGAUAAGAGAGCUCAAACCAUCGAGUAACGACUUCAUGCCGCCCUCCCCUUUGUUCUCGUAUGCACUAUCGGCGAGGAGGCUAUGGAAAGUUCAACUCUAUUGCCCCAUGGUAGCUCUGAGUGUUGAAUAUCCAAGUGGUAGUACUAAGGAGGAGAGGUUACAAUUCUCAUUGGACUACCAACAGUUUGAAAGUGUGUUUCAAUUCUCAUACAAAGUGAUCUUCAAGGAGAAUUGGAUUGAUGUCAUGGUGAACGUCGAUAACAUACGGUGUGAUGUGAUUCCCCUGAUUUCGGAAACCCUGAUGUCGAAGCAAGGCUAUGGAUCAGAGGAAAAGCACUUCCCUUCCCGCAUUUCAUUGCAGCUCACUCCGACCCUCCAAUCCGACAUAAUAUCUGUUUCAGUAAGCAAAUCUACCGACAACCCGAUCCAUGAAGUCGGCCUUGAGAAGGGCCUUGAGACAUCAUUCGAUGCACCGGCCUCUCUCGGCAUCACCAUUUCCGCCACCGAGACACACACAAUGAGCUUAAAGCCAUGGAAAUUCGAGCAGUCGGUUUACGGAGAUAGUGCGAUUUUGAAUUGGUUUCUUCAUGACGGUACUAAUGGACAAGAGGUGUUUUCUUGUAAACCACCAAAGUUAGCCUUAUGCAAGCCCAGAUCAUGGUUUAGAAAUAGGUACACAAGUGCUUAUAGGCCAUUCACAAGGCAAGGAGGGGUUAUAUUUGCUGGGGAUGAGUAUGGGGAGAGAGUGUGUUGGAAAGUUAGUGAAGGAGCUUUGGGGAAGACAAUGGAGUGGGAGAUUAAAGGAAAGAUUUGGUUGACCUAUUGGCCCAACAAGCACAAAACAUUUUAUAGUGAAACUAGGAGGUUGGAGUUCAGGGAGUUGGUUUAUCUUACCAUAGAAAAAUAGACUAGAACUUUGCUUAGUAAGCUAUAUUUGUAUGAAGCUAUGUAUAUCAUACCAGGGAAGUGAUGACUUGUAGAUUACUGCCAAUAAAUAUAUAUAUAUACUGGGAAUCAUGUAGUUGUAAUGUAUGAAUCAA
Molecule: messenger RNA, 1779 nt
Organism: Ananas comosus (pineapple)
Lineage: Eukaryota; Viridiplantae; Streptophyta; Magnoliopsida; Poales; Bromeliaceae
Exons: 2
Coding region: 162-1646 (494 amino acids)
Source: RefSeq, a predicted model, not a curated record